CACGACACAUACAAACCGAGUUAAAGCUGUCUCCUUUCUCACCAAUCGUAUAUCCCCACCGUGGCCCCGCCGCGAAUACAAUGCAACUAGAGUUUGUCGGACACUGUCACUAGAGAGAGAAGAUAGAAGAAGAGUUUCAAUUAUGGAGACGAUUAGAAUGGUGAAGGUUACGCAAGACGGUUCCGGAGACUACCUCUCCGUCCAAGACGCAGUCGACUCGGUGCCUCUCGGAAACACGUGUCGUACCGUGAUCCGUCUCUCACCGGGGAUUUACCGACAGCCUGUGUACGUGCCCAAGAGAAAAAACUUCAUCACUUUCGCCGGAAUCUCCCCGGAGAUCACCGUCAUCACUUGGAACAACACCGCUUCGAAGAUCGAGCAUCACCAGGCGUCGAGAGUCAUAGGGACGGGAACGUUUGGGUGCGGGAGUGUUAUUGUCGAAGGUGAAGACUUUAUUGCAGAGAAUGUUACUUUUGAGAACUCUGCUUCUGAGGGAUCAGGACAAGCUGUGGCGAUUAGAGUCACUGCAGACCGUUGUGCCUUUUAUAACUGUCGCUUUCUCGGCUGGCAGGAUACGUUAUAUUUGCAUCAUGGGAAACAAUAUUUGAAAGACUGCUACGUUGAGGGAAGUGUGGAUUUCAUAUUUGGGAACAGCACAGCGCUCUUGGAACACUGCCAUAUCCACUGCAAAUCUCAGGGUUUUAUUACAGCACAAAGCCGAAAAUCGUGUCAGGAAUCAACUGGUUACGUGUUCCUAAGAUGUGUGAUCACUGGGAAUGGUGAGAGUGGGUAUAUGUAUCUGGGAAGGCCAUGGGGACCGUUUGGGAGGGUGGUGCUUGCGUACACUUACAUGGAUGGGUGUAUCAGAAAUGAUGGUUGGCAUAACUGGGGAAACGCUGAGAAUGAGAGAAGUGCUUGCUUUUAUGAGUACAGGUGCUUUGGUCCUGGUAGCUGUUCGGCCGGACGUGUUACGUGGUCGAGAGAACUGAUGGAUGAAGAAGCGGGACACUUUCUGCAUCAUAGUUUUGUGGAUCCAGAUCAGGACCGGCCUUGGUUGUGUCUGAGAAUGGGAGUGAAAACACCAUAUUCUGCGUAGAAUACUUGUUGUAAUUGAACUUGGAAUAUUAUCUUUGUCAUUUGUCAAAGUGAAUAAAUGCACACACCAAAACCAAAAAAAGUUGCAAAUUAUCUUUUGA
This is a messenger RNA of Brassica napus (rape), 1196 nucleotides long. RefSeq names its product pectinesterase 31-like. The transcript has 6 exons. The coding region runs from base 143 to 1096 and encodes 317 amino acids. NCBI's taxonomy places the organism in Eukaryota, Viridiplantae, Streptophyta, Magnoliopsida, Brassicales, Brassicaceae. The record is from RefSeq and is a predicted model, not a curated record. Gene Ontology annotation, biological process: cell wall modification. Gene Ontology annotation, molecular function: pectinesterase activity.